Verticillium alfalfae VaMs.102 is the source of this 2043-nucleotide messenger RNA. RefSeq names its product invertase. The transcript has a single exon. Bases 1 to 2043 code for a protein of 680 amino acids. Gene Ontology annotation, molecular function: sucrose alpha-glucosidase activity. The record is from RefSeq and is a predicted model, not a curated record. NCBI's taxonomy places the organism in Eukaryota, Fungi, Ascomycota, Sordariomycetes, Glomerellales, Plectosphaerellaceae. Gene Ontology annotation, biological process: sucrose catabolic process.
AUGGCGGCACUCAAGAUUACUUCGGCCGUGACGGCCAUCACAUCCCUCGCAGCUUUGGCGACUCCUGCCUUCGCACAAGACUUAUCGGCCGAGUAUCCAACGCUGACGGCCGACAUCCUCGAGGGUCUGGGCAACAGCUCCCUAUUCACACGCUGGCGCCCUCGUUCGCAUUACAUGUCACCUCACUCAUGGAUGAAUGAUCCGUGCGGUCCUCUCUACGACCCGACCACAGAGACUUACCACCUACACUACCAGUAUCACCCUAACCACGUCAACUGGGGCAACAUCUCCUGGGGACACGCCGUCUCCAAGGACCUUUUCCACUGGACCGAUGUCCGCGACUGGGCCAAUGACUCGGCCGUGAGCCUGGCCUCGGGCAAGUACCCCUCUGGCCCUCUGUCACAGUUCACCGGCACCUCUCAGCCGGUCAACUUGCAGGGUGAGCAGGAUGGAACUAUUCUCACCUUUGCUACUGGCAUCCAGUUCCUCCCGACCAACUGGAAGAUUCCCUACACCAACGGCACGGAGGUCCAGGCCCUUUACACGUCCUCCGACGGCGGCCUCACCUGGGAGGAGGUUGGCACUGUGCUUGAUGGCCCGCCGGAUGGCUGGAACGUCACCGGCUGGCGUGAUCCCAGCUUCUUCCCGUCAACCCUCCUCGACGAGCUGCUCUCGGUUGACGAGCCGCAUUAUUACAUGGUUCUUGGCUCUGGUCUCAAAGGUGGUGAUGUUCCCUUCCCGCUUCCCGGUGCCGAGCGCCCAGGAUUCCUCGGACCUCGUAUCCCACUGUAUGCGGCGCCAGCGUCGAACCUCGAGGCAUGGGAGUUCCUCGGUGCCCUUUGGGAGCCGGCCGCCAAUAGCUCACUCGGUAUCCCUGAUGUCACGGGCUCCUACGGCUACAACUUCGAGGUCAGCAGCCUGUUCGAGCUCGACACGCCUUCGGGUGGCAAGGCGUGGUUCUUCGGAGCGGGAGCCGAGGGCGGCAACACGACGACGCACUGGCGCGAGCAGUGGGCGUUGUGGAACCGCGGCGAGGUGUCGGCGCGGGAGAAUGGUUCAGUCGCAUUUGCGCCCAACUCGGGCGGCGCGCUGGACUGGGGCAUGGCCUACGCACAGGCAACAUGGAACGACACCAAGGAGAACCGUCGCGUCAUGUGGGGUUGGGCCAUCGAAGAGGUCAACGACGCGUACGUCUUCAACACGACGAAGCAGCUGGGCUACAACGGCGUCAUGACGCUGCCGACUGAGCUGUUUGUCAAGGAGACCAAGAACGUCCUGAACUGCGAUGUCCAGCCCGACGGCAACCUCUGUGUCAAGCAAAAGGAUGGCAGGUUCACAGCGGAGACGCUCGGCCUCCGACCUCUUCCCGACGUCCUCGACUUGAUGCGCAACGGCAGCGAGGCCCACGACUUUGAGGUAGGCGAGCUUCACAGCACCCACCACCGCGCGGUGACCCAUGCCGGAUCAUCGUAUGAGCUUAAGGCGACGCUCAGCAACUUCAAUGGCACGGCAGGUAUUCUGGUUGCCCAGAGCCCGGAUCAUGCCGAGUACACCGUCAUUUACCUCGACCCCGAGACCAAGCAGAUUGGCAUCAACCGCGACCAUAGCAGUCUUUUGCCUCACUUCGGGAACCGCACAUUUGUAGGCCACUUUGAGGCGUAUGAGUUCAGGGAGACUGGUAGCAACAAAACGACGACCGAAGACGUCAACUUCCACGUUGUUGUUGAUGGCUCGCUCCUCGAGGUCUGGAUCAACGAGCGGUUUGCCAUGACGGCACGCAUGUACCCCUCGCGUAGCGACAGUACUGGCAUCAGCUUCUUCGCGGGAAGCUGGGAGAACAAGGAGGCUGGUGGUGGAUGCAAGCACUCGGCAGAGGAGGAUGAAAAUGAGAGCGCAGAUGUUGUACAGGCUUCGUGGAGCAACGUUCAGGUAUGGAAGGGACUUUCGAAUGCCUGGCCCGACAGGCCGUCCGAUUCGAGCGUGCAGCUUGUGUGGGACUCCCCUGAGGACACCAACAACUACACAUGGUGGGCGGGGUACUAG